Messenger RNA from Meyerozyma guilliermondii ATCC 6260, 1323 nucleotides. It is a transcript of the gene TOS1, whose product is annotated as Tos1p. NCBI's taxonomy places the organism in Eukaryota, Fungi, Ascomycota, Pichiomycetes, Serinales, Debaryomycetaceae. The transcript has a single exon. Gene Ontology annotation, cellular component: fungal-type cell wall. Bases 1 to 1323 code for a protein of 440 amino acids. The record is from RefSeq and is a predicted model, not a curated record.
AUGAAGUUUUCUUUGCCCAUUUUAUCUGCUAUUUUGGCUUCCCUUUCCACCGUCCAUGCCGCGUGCCAACAAGUCGACGGUAACUACUACUGUUCAAAAACAUCUAAGGUGUACUUUGAAGGUGUUGGUUUCUCUGGUUCGUACCAAGAUGUCACCAACAUGGAUGAAUCCACCGGUAAAUGUACUCAGGAGACUUACGACUUUUCUGGAAACCUUUCUCCUUUGGACGAAGAAUUAUCGGUUCAUUUCAGAGGUCCUUUGAAAUUGUUGCAAUUUGGUGUCUACUACCCAGCUUCUGGUUCCAACAACAAGAGAGAGGACGACGAGGAGUGUGUCACCCAGCAUGUGCACCACAAGCACAAGAGAGCAACCCAGGUUGUUGAGGUGACCCAAACCGUGUUUGUUGAUGGAAAUGGUAACACUCAAACCUCCCAAGUUGCUGCCGUUCCCACCUCUGCUGCCACUGGUUCUGGUUCUGGUUCUGGUUCCGGCUCUGGCUCUGGCUCUGGCUCUUCUGGAUCUGGCUCGUCCCCAGCCAGCUCGAAUGCUGCUCCUUCGGCUUCUGCCUCGUCUGAUAGCUCGAGCUCCGCUGCCGCUGGUGACUGGGAGAGAGUGUCUUACUACACUCCUGGUAACGCCGACAACGUCACCUUCCUCAACUACUUUGGUGGUUCGGGUUCUGGUGUGUGGUCGUCUUCCUUUGGUAACUCGCUUUCUUAUGCCAACUCUGACAACAGUGGAGGUUCUUCCUCUCCCGUUGCCUUGAAGGAAACCACUCUUUCUUCCAACAGUGAAUUCACCAUCAUGUCUUCCUCCAAGUGCAGUGGCAACUCUUGUGGAUACUACAGAGAGGGUAUCCCUGCCUACCACGGAUUCGGUGGUGCCGACAAGCUUUUCAUCUUUGAGUUUGAAAUGCCAUCUGAUAACAGCGGUGGCUCUUCGUUCAACUACGACAUGCCAGCUAUCUGGAUGUUGAACGCCAAGAUCCCAAGAACUUUGCAAUACGGUGAUGCCUCUUGUUCGUGCUGGAAGACUGGAUGUGGUGAAUUGGAUUUGUUUGAAAUUUUGUCCGCCGGUUCUGAUAAAUUGAUCUGCCACUUGCACGAUGGUCAAGGUUCUAGCAACGGAUACGGUGGAGGUGGUUCCCAGGACUAUUUCCAAAGACCAACCAGUGGAUCCAUGAAGGCUGCGGUUGUGUUCUCUGGAAGCUCCAUUCAAGUCGUUCAAGUUGACGAUAGCACCAACUUUGGCUCCGUCUUGUCAUCGUCCACCGUCAGCGGAUGGACCAGCCAAUCUGGCUCCAAGGCGUCCAUUGGAUACUAA